Molecule: messenger RNA, 2004 nt
Organism: Lolium rigidum
Lineage: Eukaryota; Viridiplantae; Streptophyta; Magnoliopsida; Poales; Poaceae
Product: protein PHOSPHATE STARVATION RESPONSE 2-like
Exons: 9
Coding region: 284-1546 (420 amino acids)
Molecular function (GO): DNA-binding transcription factor activity; DNA binding
Source: RefSeq, a predicted model, not a curated record
AAAAUCCCCAAAUCCAGUUCCACGGUUUCCUCCUCCGCCGUCCUGUACCUUUCGUCUUCCUUUCCCGAGGCAUCACCUACCCCAAUCCGGGCAUCUACAGCUGCGGCGGCCGUGCCCUACCACUCCUCCGCCGCCCGUCGCCGCCGUCUCCGUUCCAGGUUCAACCUCAGCGCGUCCAUGCCGUCUUCAACCCCAUCGGCAAUUUCGGCCAUUGGUUUCUGAGGUGCGUCAGCCCUAGAACAGGAGAGAAUUUCCGAAUCCAAGGCUUUGGGCCUGAUUGUAGAUGGAGAGGAUGACCACCAAUCCGUUCUACACUUCUGGAAUCCCGGUAACUGUGCCAUCGCCUCUGCCUUCGGCCACUCUGGAUGAGAACUUCCCGAGGCUUCCGGAUGCGCAGAAUGUUCUGAUGGAGAGAGAACUGAGAAGAACCCCUCUCCCACCUCAUCAGAGUAGUGUUGCCCGUAUGCGUGGGCAGGUUCACCCCAGUACUGGGUCUGUUGGCCCUCUGUGUUCGCCCCAGGCUGUAAGGUUCUCUUCAGUUCCGAAUCCUGAGCAAUAUACCAGCGCCAAUCCUUAUACUUCUCAGCAAACGCCAAGUAAUGGAAGUUCUUCAGCAAUGGUUUAUGGAUCGCAUCACGAAGGCCUUGAACCUACCUACACUGAUCUUCCAAUGGAUGUUGGACCAGCAUGGUGCCCUGACCACAUCAUGCUUGAAUACUCUGAUGGUGUCCCUGCUGGAAACAAUUUGACUGCCAUCAGUCCUAUUGCAUCUACAGAUGAGCUUGCCAAGCAAACUGAAUGGUGGACAGAAUUAAUGAACGAUGAUUGGAAGGACAUUGCUGACACCACAGGUGCUGCUAAAGCUCAACCGCAGGCUGGGCCGCCUGUGCAACCAUCAACUUCAGUUCACAAAUCAGCCAGCCUACAAAUAGUUCCAUCUCAAUCUGUUGAACCAUCUGUAGUUGCUGCACCCUCACCCUCUGCCAGCUCCAAUACCUCCAAGACACGCAUGAGGUGGACUCCUGAACUUCAUGAGCGCUUUGUGGAUGCUGUCAAUAUACUUGGCGGCAGUGAAAAAGCUACUCCGAAGGGAGUACUGAAGCUAAUGAAGGCAGAUAAUUUGACCAUUUAUCAUGUAAAAAGUCAUCUUCAGAAAUACAGAACUGCCCGAUAUAGACCAGAAUUAUCUGAAGGUUCAUCAGAAAGGUUAGAUGCCUCAAAAGAGGAGUUGCCAUCUAUAGACCUCAAAGGGAGUUUUGAUCUCACUGAAGCAUUACGUCUCCAGUUAGAACUUCAAAAGAGGCUCCAUGAACAGCUUGAGGUCCAAAGAAAUUUGCAGCUGAGAAUUGAGGAGCAAGGGAAGUGCCUUCAGAUUAUGAUCGAGCAGCAAUGCAAACCAGGUGCAGACAAGGUGCUGGAUGCUUCGACCUCAGCAGAAGGAUCAAAGUUAUCUUCUGACCCCAAAGAAUCUUCUCCGGUGAAGGAUGUUCCAAACAACAGUCAAAAUGGAACAGCGGCGCAAGCAGAACCAGGUGAUAACGAAUGAAGAUCUAACCAGGCUCUCCCCAAGGUGUGAACCCCAUUGGCCAUGAAGUUGGCUUGACAAUUCGACUGGCUGCUGUCGGACUAAAAUCAAGUCGUCUUUGUUCUUGUGGAGGAAGAAGUUUAGCAAUUCUAUGAACUAGGUUUAGCUGUACAGUACCCACAGACACGGCAGCGAUGAUUCCGUGCUAUGUGGAUGAUCUAGGUCUCCAGAAGGCUGCGCGAGCAAAUUCGCACUGAUUUACUGCUGUGAGGGGGUUGACUUAUUGCUUUCUUCGUCGUUAGGAAGUCAAUAGCUUCUUAGGCAUUUGGUCAUGAACUAGUUCAAGUGUCUGUUAUAUUCUCUGCCACCUCGUGUGUUUGGAACAUGCUUUAUGGUACCAAAUACGGCUAGGAAUAUAUUAUUUACCUUUGUUUCUUACUUCUUUUUACAGUGGAAUAAAAACUCUCCCAGUUUCUACA